AUGGCGCUGUGCACCUCUCCUAGUGAGAGCUCAGAACGGUUAGAGAAUGUGCACCUGACUGUGAUUGGACCUUCUUCACCACUGUCACCGCUGCCUCACCCCAAAGCUUGCAUCAUCAUUACCUCCUGCUGCCCGUAUCUAGCAGUGAAAAUCACCCCCGCCAUCCCCGUGGUUGGUGGCAUUCUGUUCUUCUUUGUGAUGGGGACCCUGCUUCGCACCAGCUUCAGUGACCCGGGAGUCCUUCCGCGAGCCACGCCCGAUGAAGCCGCCGACCUGGAAAGGCAAAUAGAUAUCGCAAACGGCACCAGUUCAGGGGGGUACCGCCCACCUCCCAGAACCAAAGAAGUCAUCAUCAAUGGCCAGACUGUGAAACUCAAAUAUUGUUUCACCUGCAAGAUUUUCCGGCCUCCUCGCGCCUCUCACUGUAGCCUUUGCGAUAACUGCGUAGAACGGUUUGAUCACCACUGUCCCUGGGUAGGCAACUGUGUGGGGAAAAGAAACUACAGAUUUUUUUAUAUGUUUAUUUUAUCUCUGUCUUUUCUGACAGUCUUUAUACUUGCAUUCGUUAUCACCCACGUCAUUCUUCGUUCGCAACAAACAGGAUUCCUAAAUGCACUUAAGGACAGUCCUGCGAGUGUGCUGGAGGCCGUGGUGUGCUUCUUCUCCGUCUGGUCUAUCGUCGGCCUGUCGGGUUUCCACACAUACCUGAUCAGCUCCAACCAGACGACAAAUGAAGAUAUUAAAGGAUCUUGGUCAAAUAAAAGAGGUAAAGAAAAUUACAAUCCCUACAGCUACGGAAAUAUCUUUACAAACUGCUGUGUUGCCCUGUGUGGGCCCAUCUCUCCAAGCUUGAUCGACAGAAGAGGGUACAUCCAGCCUGACACACCGCAGCCGGCCGCACCCUCCAAUGGCAUUGCCGCCUACGGGGCCACGCAGUCACAGAGCGACAUGUGCGACCAAGACCAGUGCAUUCAGAGCACCAAAUUCGUUUUGCAGGCCGCGGCCACGCCCCUGCUGCAGAGCGAGCCCAGCCUCACCAGCGACGAGCUGCACCUGCCCGGGAAGCCGGGCCUGGGCACACCCUGCGCCAGCCUGACGCUCGGGCAGCCCACGCCGCCCUCCUCCAUGCCCAACCUCACCGCCGAGGCCGCGCUCACAGACAUCCUGCCCCUGAAAGAGGAGCACGUGGGCCACCAGUUCCUGACACCAGAGGAAGCGCCCUCGCCGCCCCGGAUGCUGGCGGGCAGCCCCCUGGCCCACAGCCGCACCAUGCACGUCCUGGGUCUGGCCAGCCAGGACUCUCUGCAUGAGGACUCCGUGCGCGGCCUGGUGAAGCUCAGCUCCGUGUGACCACAGCCCUGGGGGCUGCAGACGGCAGGAGCUUUCCCGUGACCCAGCUCCACGGUGGCGAGGACAACUCCAGUCCUGGGGCACAGAGACCACUGGCAGAGUAAACGGACCCCCUCCCAUGGCAGAGGAGGGCAGGGCUUCAGGGCCCAACUACAGCUUGGCUUUAGUUGAAUUUUCUUCCCCAGCCUGACUGCCUUGGUAACAGCAAAAAUACAAGAAGUAACUAUUUGCAGGCAUUUGGAAUUUGAGGGGGGUGGGCCUGGGGAGAGAGGAGGCUCUGGGGCCGCAGAGUCUGGGGGGAAAGGGCGAUGUUCUGCUGCCUGCUUGCCGCUCUCCUGAUGGACGCACGGAAGGUCGAGGACACUUCCGGCCAGACUGAAAUUGCACUUACGUGUUAUGCUACUAAUAUCUGAAAUAGACCUGCCAUUCCAUUUGUUAAUGAAAAAAAAAAAAAAACCUUAAGGGGAAAAAAAAAAGACCAGCUCUGGAUUUGCAUGCCACGCUACAUCCGUUUGCAGCGGUGUUGGUAUUCAAACGGAAGUGCCGCUUGCUUGCUUGCUUUCUUCUAAUUUGGUGAGUCUUCAAGUGCUGUUUUAUGGGAAGACGUGCGACACACCAAGACUGAUGGGACGAACGGCUUCUUCGGCUUCUUCAGCUCCAUUAUCCAGGGGCCGGUGGCGCCCCGGGCUGCAGAGGGUCGCUGGGGUUUUAGCCUAUCCGGUAUCAGUUAACCUUCUGUUUAGUAGUUAGAUGAGGUAUUGUGUUGUACCACGCCUGCCACAGCCUCCACCUCCUUGUGUGACCAAACCUCCUGUGGACAGCCAAUAAAAUGACGUCCUCUGUUCUUUCGGA
Messenger RNA from Hyaena hyaena (striped hyena), 2202 nucleotides. RefSeq names its product zinc finger DHHC-type palmitoyltransferase 14 (gene ZDHHC14). Gene Ontology annotation, cellular component: endoplasmic reticulum; Golgi apparatus. The transcript is spliced from 10 exons. The record is from RefSeq and is a predicted model, not a curated record. Lineage: Eukaryota; Metazoa; Chordata; Mammalia; Carnivora; Hyaenidae. The coding region runs from base 1 to 1350 and encodes 449 amino acids. Gene Ontology annotation, molecular function: protein-cysteine S-palmitoyltransferase activity. Gene Ontology annotation, biological process: protein targeting to membrane; peptidyl-L-cysteine S-palmitoylation.